AUGCCGCCGGACAGCAGCGACUCCGUGGCCGCGGACAGACGCAUGGAUCUGGCGUCGUUCUUCUGCCUGAUCGCCCGCCACGGUCCGGCCGUGGUUCUGGCUGUGAUAGCGGGAGGUUUCCUGCUGCUGGUCUUCAUCCUCUACAGAUCCGUGAGAGAGAGGCGGAGGAAGGCCACGAGCACCGCAGCCGCAGAGAGGGACGGGACAGACGGGAGCCACGGGGGGGAGACGCACGAGAAGCGGAUACGAACCGAGCCGAGGCCGAGGGAACCAGAGAGAGAGCGCGAUGUGAACAGCGACGCUUGGUCCAACGUUGAGGAGGAAUCAGACCGGUUCGUGCUCAGGCACCGCGCUGCUGCUGCUGCUGAGAAGAAACCUCCUCUUCCUCCUCCUCCUCCUCCUCCUCAGAGUGACCUCAGCACAACUGAGCACCAGAAAACCCCCCCAGAACCAGUACCUCCCAGGAGCCACGGAGAAGAGUCCGAACCCAAACCUCAGCCGGACUCUCCCCAGAGGAGACGUGACGAAGACCAGGUCCACGAUGAUGACAGGAAGAGGAAGAAGAAGGAGGUGAAGAAGGUGAAGAAAGAGAAAGUUGUGAAGAACAAGACGGUGACCAGAGAUGACGACACAGAAAGAAAAAGUCAGAGGGCGGGAAGUCGUGUGGACUUCAACCAAACAGACGACCGUGACCACCGCAGGGUCUUCACACCAGAAGAGCAGAAGACUGACCAACGUGAAACAGAGAAGUUUGUGGACCAGCAGUUGGACCAGGUGUCGUCGUCCUCUCAGCAGGACCAGUGUGAACCACUGACAGUCUGUGACACGAAGCAACUUUUGGUUGACGUAAACGAUCAUAAUGUCACGAUCCAGACGGACCCGGUGGAGGAGAAGACAACAGUCAACAGUUUGGGCGCUGAACUACGGCGGAUCCUGAAAAGUUCUGAGGACUCUGUAGAGGUGGAACAUCUGGAGGUAGCUCAGGAAACGUCAGAGGUUGAUGGUUUCUCCGACUUGUCAGUGAAUCUUCAGUCAACAGACAUCGAUGAGAAAGAAACGUCCUCAUCUUUGGAAAAAGAUCUUCCAACAUCUGACUUGGACUUGACAUCUACUGAGGUUGAACUUCAGUGUGUGGACCAUGAAGCUGCUUUAGGAAAUAGAACCAACCUUCAUGCACCACCUUCUUCUGAAGAUCAACCCAGAGGCCUGAUGGGAAAUGGUGAAGGAGUUGCUCCAAGUGUUAGUGUUGUUGUUGAGGCUGGAUGUGAAGAACGACCAGAGGAACAUGAAGAACAACAGCUUCUUCAGGUUCCUCAAAAACCCGUGGAGCAGGACCAGCAGGACCAGGUGACAUCACCAGUUUGGGAUGACGACGGUGAGGAACACGGUGAAGAAGUGACUGGAAAAGAAACGAGUGACCGACUGGAACGUCAGGUGGAACCAAAGGUUGAGAAGAAAGAGGAAGAGAUGACGCCAACGACCACUGACCCAAACACCAGUUAUUCCACUCUGAGUAAUGUAAACCAGGCACGGAGUGUGGACCGAGAGGGACAAGACAAGGAAAUUGUUGCAUCUUUGGAUAAAGACACAAAAGAAAGUACCGAUGCCGACCUCGAUCUACCAACAUCCUUCGAAGACCAACCAACUGAACAAGUAGUGAAGGACACAGUUACACAAAAAACAGGAAGGAAGAACGUGAGCGCAGCUUCACCUGGAGUUAUUUCUCACCCUGAAAAUUUAACUUUAUUUCAACAUCCUUCUGUCGUGACUGAGAACCUUAACCCGUCCAUUUUCCCGGGUCAGAUAUCGCCUUUGGAGCACGUGGACGUCACAGAUGACGACAUAGACAUCGCGUCGUCUCCUGGUGUUGAAGUCGAAAGCGGGAUUUCAAGCAUGACCGUCAGUCCUGAUCUGCCCGACGCUGCAAAUGACUUCGGAAGAAUUGUUGAAGAAACAGUGACUGAGGCUCCACACAACCUCUAUGCAGAUGAUGUCGCUGUUUCCAUCUUCACUGAAGCAACCGCCGAAAUGAUGUUCCGUCACAGAGACUUCACCACGUUUACAGUCAACGAGGACGUGUUCGGCCACCAGGUGGAGGACAGAUACCACGCAGCGCUGGAAGAGUUCAUGAUGCAAGUCACAACAAAGAGUUUGAGCUCAGCCGACGAGUCGAAAACAGAUCUAAGAGGUGUCGUCGAGGUCGUGGAGGAGAAGAAGAAGGAAGUGGUGAGAUUAACGAAGAAAAACGAAGCAGACGCAGGAAAUGAGACCGAGGAGUUGUACGAAAAAACUGAAAUCAGUAUCAUGGAAGCCACGAUGGACAAUAACGAGUGGAUCACAGAUGCUAACGUCCACGUUCACCCCUGGAUGAACCUCUCUGUCCAGUCGUUCGCUCAAGACAUCACAAAAGCGGACCAGCUUCGUGCUGAUGUCGAGCAGCUAAGCUCUUCACGCCCUGGUAUCGACUCUGGACCUUCCACUGAACCCAAACAAACCGGUGCUGUUCCUGUUGUUGAUGAAAACACAGAAGUUAACAAAAAGGUCCUGGCCGUUCAGCCCAUGCCGCAGAAUGUGAACGUGACCUUCCGGGUCCAUUACCUCACCGACUCGCUGUACCAGAUGGUCGCCGUCACAGGGAACCAGCAGGAGCUCGGAAACUGGAAGGACUACAUCCUGCUGGAGGAGGACAAGGACGGACACUGGGCCACGGUGGUCAGCCUGCCCGCUGAGAGCCACGUGGAGUGGAAGUUUGUGGUGGUGGACAAGGGGCAGGUGUGUCGCUGGGAGGAAUGUCGUAAUCGACUCCUGUACACGGGCUACGGAGACGAUCUGACCGUCCACAAACUGUGGGGACUGUUGUAGGAAAACGGAGGUAAAAACGGACGUUUCCUUUUUUGCCAAAGUAAAUGAGUAAAGAUUCACACGACUGGUCCGCUAGCAAGAUUACAGGGGAAUCGCAAUUUGUUUAAGGUUUUAUAGUCUUAAUUUUAACUUGUAUGCUAACAGCAAAAUAACUUCAAAAUCAAUCAUUUCAGCAUUUAUAUUUGGUGGAGUUUUUUUUUUUCUUUUAAUGCUAAGUAAAAACGCAAUUGUGGGUGUGUAAAAGGUCAGAAAUGGAGCUGGGCCUGUGAUUGGAUGUUCUGGACAUGAGUAUUAUUUACGUCUGUACUUACUUGAAUGAACUGCAGUAUUACUGCAGUACUACUUUAGUCGAUUGGUUCUAACUGGAUGAGUCCAAUAAAAGGUCUGUAUUUGAUUGA
This is a messenger RNA of Cynoglossus semilaevis (tongue sole), 3260 nucleotides long. It is a transcript of the gene stbd1, whose product is annotated as starch binding domain 1. The record is from RefSeq and is a predicted model, not a curated record. NCBI's taxonomy places the organism in Eukaryota, Metazoa, Chordata, Actinopteri, Pleuronectiformes, Cynoglossidae. Gene Ontology annotation, molecular function: starch binding. The transcript is spliced from 4 exons. Bases 1 to 2862 code for a protein of 953 amino acids. Gene Ontology annotation, cellular component: membrane.